Myxocyprinus asiaticus (Chinese sucker) is the source of this 2159-nucleotide messenger RNA. RefSeq names its product eukaryotic translation initiation factor 5A-1-like. The coding region runs from base 233 to 700 and encodes 155 amino acids. The record is from RefSeq and is a predicted model, not a curated record. Gene Ontology annotation, biological process: positive regulation of translational termination; positive regulation of translational elongation. The transcript is spliced from 5 exons. Lineage: Eukaryota; Metazoa; Chordata; Actinopteri; Cypriniformes; Catostomidae. Gene Ontology annotation, molecular function: ribosome binding; translation elongation factor activity; RNA binding.
GCAGAACACUCUCUCUUUCGUUGGAAGGGAAUGACUGGCGUUUUGGACGCUCUCUGCUCCAGCAUUGCAACAUUUAAAGGCGAAUUCUCAGAGUCCAGUACAGUAUAGUGGGUGGAUUCAAGUUUGGAAGAGGAUUUGAGGAUUCGAGACGAAGUUUCCUGAAACCGUCGAACAGAGCGUUUGGGUGUGGAAUUUUGUUAGCUUUUGAAUAAUCCUUGGACAUUAACCCAUCAUGGCUGAUCUUGACACUGAUUUCACCAGUGGUGAUGCUGGGGCUUCACUAACCUUCCCCAUGCAGUGCAGUGCUCUGCGCAAGAAUGGCUUUGUAGUGCUGAAGGGACGUGCUUGCAAGAUUGUGGAGAUGUCAACCUCCAAGACUGGCAAGCAUGGACAUGCCAAGGUUCACUUGGUUGGAAUUGACAUUUUUACUGGAAAGAAGAAUGAAGAUAUCUGCCCCUCCACCCACAACAUGGAUGUUCCUAACAUCAAGAGACUUGACUAUCAAUUGGUUGGCAUUACAGAUGGCUACCUUUCCCUCUUGAAGGACAAUGGAGAUUUGCGUGAGGACCUUAAGCUGCCUGAAGGGGAGCUGGGAAAAGAAAUAGAGAGCAAAUUUGAAUCUGGAGAUGAAUUUUUGGUGUCCGUGUUGUCUGCUAUGGGCGAGGAGUGUCCGAUUGCCGUCAAAUCCAUGAGUUCAUAAUGAACAGAAGCUGACUGGCUGGUUGAGUGAGGGCCUCUACCACAAAUAUCACAUAUUAGUUCUAAAAGUCACCAAAGCCACAGCCUUCACAAACCACCCAGAACUGGUUCUGUUAAUCAAUAUUAAGAUGCUGGACCUUUUGACCUGUCUGGUAAGGUGCAGUCUGAUCAGGAUAUUUCUAAAUCACUGAGGUUUCCUGCACGUUUGUUGUUUAAUGUUUUCCCUCAUCCAUUCCUUUUGUCAUUAUACAGACACACUUCUAUCAUUCAUCAUUUAAAAAAAUGGUAAUAGUUUUUUUUUUUUUUUUUUUAAUGCUCUACAUAUUGCAGUAACCUUCAGUGAUUUUUAUUAAUGCCAUUGGGCCUUAAACUGUUGCAAAUCAGGCAACAGCUAUAGAAGAUUACCUCUAUGAAUGACACUGACUAGUUUGCCGGCAUUUGGUUCAUCUACAUUUGUGCCAAAGCCUGCAUGUCUCAGGUAGGCUAGGAUUUAUCAGAAUGUUGCUUUGACAGGUUGCCACUUGGCCAACAACCAGCAAUCCUAAGGCAGAAAGUUGUCCUUUUUUGUUGACUAUCAUUGACAAUAACAACUUGCAUCACAACCAAAUGACCACAUACAAUAUAACAUCAGAACCAUGCAUUUUAUUUGGCAUGUCGCUAGACAUGUUUUGUUUUUUUAAGUUUGAAAGUAAUGUUUAUGAAGUUUUAGUCCACCUGACUUCCAUAUUUUCUUCUAUGUACGUUUACAGCAUUUCAUAUGUUCCUAUGUAAUUAACCUUUAUUUUGAUAGCAAUUAAGAAUUGUUUACGCAGCAAAGAAAAAAAAACACUUUGUUACAUCUGUAAAGCAGAAAGGGAAGGCUUUGAGUUUUGCACUGGUUAAUCAGCUGUGAUGCAGGACUAAUGGAUGUCCUCUGUAACAAACGCAGUGUUUGUGUUUACAGGAGCUUUGCUAUACAACAAAUUACAUUUUAAGAUGCAGACAUUAGCUUGUUAGAGCUUCAAUACAUUGAUAAUUCACAUUCUGUAGGAUCUUUUAUGCACCUGACUUCAGUUGUAUAAAGGUUUUUUUUUUUUUUUCUUCUAGGGCACUCCUUGCAUUUGGUUCAUAAAGAUAAAGUAUUUUCAUAGCAUUUUUAUUUACCCUGAUUUUUUUUUUCUUUCUUUUCCAAUCUAGAAGAUGAGGAACAUUAUAUCUUUGCAUUUUGGUUCCUCUCAGUGUUUGUUUUCAAUAUUCAAUUUUUCUUUUGAUAAAUUUGUUUACUGUAAGCUGGAUUCGCAAAUUAAAAGGCACUUGGUGGGGCAGGACGUUUUUCCUAGAGGUAUUUUCAGCUGUGUUGGGUUUCUGUUUUAUUUGUCGUCUUGGUGUGUUCCCAGAUUCAGAAGACCAAUUUGUGUUUUUAAAAAUAUAGCUUAUAUAUAUAUAUAUACAUAUAUAUAUAUAUAUAUAAAUAAAUAAAU